Molecule: messenger RNA, 8482 nt
Organism: Periophthalmus magnuspinnatus
Lineage: Eukaryota; Metazoa; Chordata; Actinopteri; Gobiiformes; Gobiidae
Gene: dock7
Product: dedicator of cytokinesis 7
Exons: 52
Coding region: 74-6517 (2147 amino acids)
Biological process (GO): axonogenesis; small GTPase-mediated signal transduction; positive regulation of GTPase activity
Molecular function (GO): guanyl-nucleotide exchange factor activity
Source: RefSeq, a predicted model, not a curated record
CCGUGGUUUUCCCUGUAGUGGAGAGUGGAGUCUGCUGCCGCCCGGAGAAUCUAAACCAUCUGCGGCCCGUGCCAUGGCGGAACGCCGCGCAUUCGCGCAAAAAAUCAACAGGACCGUGGCAGCAGAGGUCAGAAAGCAGAUCUCUGGACAGUAUGGAGGUUCCCCACAGCUCUUCAAACACCCAAACACAGGGGCAGCAGCGAGUAACACGGUGCCACUCACGGAGGCGGUGGACCCAGUGGAUUUUGAGGAGUAUUUGACCACUCACCCCCCCAUCGUGGAGUCGGGGCCGCUCAGAGAUCUGAUAGAGUUUCCUCCUGACGACAUCGAGGUCAUCUACACCCCCCGGGAGUGUCGCACAGUGGUACAGGCCGUCCCGGAAGAAGGCGACACAGAUGCUCAUGUCAGAGACUGCGUUCGGUCAUACACAGAAGACUGGGCAAUUGUUAAUAGAAAAUAUCACAAGCUUGGUACGGGGUUCAAUCCUAAUGCACUUGACAAACAGAAGGAGCGUCAGAAAGGCCUCCCCAAACAGAUCUUUGAAGCUGAUGAAAUGCCAGAGACGAGCAGUUACCAAGACGACCAGGAUGACUUGAAGCGUCGUUCCAUGUCCAUAGAUGAUACUCCCAGGGGCAGCUGGGCCUGCAGCAUCUUUGACCUAAAGAAUUCUCUCCCUGACCCCCUCCUCCCUCACCUUCUGGACCGCGCCCCCAAUGAGGAGAUCGAUCGACACAACCAAGACCAACGCAAAACCAGCCGCCACCGUGAGCUGUUUGCUCUGCACCCUGCUCUGGAUGAGGAGGAGCCCAUAGAGCGUCAUUGUGUUCCUGAAGUACCUAAAGAGCACUUUGGACAGCGGCUGCUCGUCAAGUGCUUGUCCUUGAAGUUUGAAAUCGAAAUUGAGCCGAUAUUUGCUAGUUUGGCCUUAUACGACGUCAAGGAAAAGAAAAAAAUAUCUGAGAACUUUUUCUUUGACUUAAACUCUGAGCAAACAAAAGGCAUGUUACGUCCUCAUAUCCAAACGGCAGCCAUCUCAACACUGGCCCGAUCUGCUGUGUUUUCUAUUACCUACCCAUCUCAAGAUGUCUUCCUGGUUAUCAAGCUGGAGAAAGUUCUACAGCAGGGUGAUAUUGGAGAGUGCGCUGAGCCCUACAUGGUUUUCAAAGAGUCCGACGCUGCCAAGAAUAAAGAAAAACUGGAGAAGCUCCGAAGUCAGUCUGAGCAGUUCUGCCAACGCCUGGGUCGCUAUCGAAUGCCUUUUGCUUGGACAGCGAUCCACCUCAUGAACAUUGUGAACAGCGCGGGCAGUUUAGAGAGGGACACGGAGAUGGAAAUGAGUCUUUCAGAGCGAAAAGGCUCUUGGUCUGAGCGGAGGAACUCAAGCAUCAUGGGACGGCGUUCCCUGGAGAGGACCACGAGUGGAGAUGAGGCCUGCAGCCUGACGGGCUUCAGACCCGCCACACUCACCAUCACCAACUUUUUCAAACAGGAAGGGGACAGACUUAGUGACGAGGAUCUGUAUAAGUUCCUUGCUGAUAUGAGGCGGCCGUCUUCAGUGCUCAGAAGACUUCGACCCAUCACAGCUCAGUUGAAGUUGGACAUAUCUCCAGCUCCAGAGAACCCGCACUACUGCUUGACCCCUGACCUCCUGCAGGUUAAGCCUUACCCCGACAGCAGAGUUCGGCCAACUCGUGAAAUUCUUGAGUUUCCUGCGAGGGAUGUCUAUGUGCCAAAUACCACAUACAGGAAUCUGCUUUACAUCAACCCCCAAAGCCUUAACUUUGCCAACCGCCAAGGCUCUGCCCGCAACAUCACCGUUAAAGUACAAUUCAUGAACGGAGAGGACCCAAAUAAUGCCAUGCCGGUCAUAUUUGGAAAGUCCAGCUGUGCAGAUUUCUACAAAGAAGCCUACACCUCUGUGGUUUACCAUAACAGAUCCCCAGACUUUUCGGAUGAGAUCAAAAUUAAACUACCAGCGUCUUUGUCCGACCAUCACCACAUCCUCUUCACUUUUUACCACGUCAGCUGCCAACAGAAGCAGAACACCCCACUGGAGACCCCUGUUGGUUACACGUGGAUCCCGAUGCUGCAGAAUGGGCGUUUGAGGACAGGACACUUUUGCCUUCCUGUGUCUCUCGAAAAGCCGCCUCAGUCUUACUCCGUGCUCUCCCCAGAUGUCCCACUUCCAGGCAUGAAGUGGGUGGAUAACCAUCGGGGGGUGUUCAAUGUGGAGGUUACAGCUGUCUCCACUAUUCACACACAGGAUCAGUACCUGGAUAAGUUCUUUGCCUUGGUGCACGCCUUGGACGAGCACAUGUUCCCAGUGCGGAUUGGAGACAUGCGGAUUAUGGAGAACAGUCUGGAGGCAGAGCUUAAAACCAGCAUCGCAGCCCUGAACUCCACCCAGCUGGAGCCCGUCGUGAGAUUCCUUCACCUGCUGCUGGACAAACUCGUGCUGCUUGUGGUGCGGCCGCCGGUUAUUGCUGGACAAAUAGUGAACCUGGGACAAGCGUCAUUCGAGGUCAUGGCGUCUAUAGUAAACCGGCUCCAUAAAUAUCUGGACACCAGCCAAGACAUGCACGGGCGAAACAGUCUCCUGUCCUCUUAUAUACAUUAUGUUUUCCGUCUGCCCAGCACUGACCCCAACUCCCCCUCUCCGGACUCCGAUCCAUCUGCAACAGGCCCGGGGGGACUGGGAGGCUCGAUGCAUUAUGCCACCAUGGCUCGAUCAGCCGUACGACCUGCCAGUCUCAACUUGAACCGCUCCCGUAGCCUUAGCAACAGUAACCCUGACAUCUCAGGGACGCCCACCUCCCCUGACGACGAGGUCCGCUCCAUCAUCGGCAGCAAGGGUUUAGACCGGUCCAACUCGUGGGUUCACUCCAUGGGGUGUCACAGUGACCCCUGGGGAUCCGGCCCUGGGUCUGCUCCAGAAACCAUGCAGGCCAUGGAGCGCUGUGGCCAUCGCAUGUCUUCGCACACUGAGAGCUCCAGUUUCUUGCAAAGUUUAACAGGACGAUUACCCACAAAAAAGCUGUUUCAUGAGGAGCUGGCUCUGCAGUGGGUGGUCAGCAGCGGGAGCGUCCGCGAGGGCGCUCUCCAACAGGCCUGGUUCUUUUUUGAGCUGAUGGUGAAGAGCAUCAUCCAUCACCUAUACUUCACGGACCGUUUGGAGUCACCACGGAAACACCGCUUCCCUGAGCGCUUCAUGGAUGACAUCACGGCGUUGGUCAGCACCAUCGCCGGGGACAUCGUGUCUCGCUUUCAGAAGGACCUGGAGCUGGUGGAGAGACUCAACAGCAGCUUGGGCUUCUUCCUGAAUGACCUGCUCUCGGUGAUGGACAGGGGCUUCGUGUUCACUUUAAUACGAGCCUAUUGGAAGCAGGUGUCGACGAAGCUUUAUAACCUCCAGAACCCCACACUGGAGUCUCUGAGGCUGGACUUCCUGAGGAUCGUGUGCAGUCAUGAACAUUACGUCACUCUUAACCUCCCCUGUAGUUUGCUGACCCCUCCUGCCUCGCCCUCACCCUCCGUGUCCUCCGCAACGUCACAGAGCUCUGGUUUCUCCACUCACGUCCAAGACCAGAAAAUCGCCAACAUGUUUGAGCUGUCCGUCCCGUUCAGAGAGCAGCACUUCUUGGCUGGACUGGUGCUGUCGGAGCUGUCUGUGAUUCUAGAGCCAGACAAUGAAAUGAUGUUUGGUUUGCAUAAGAAGGUGGUGAAUGUCGUUCAUAACCUGCUGUCCAGUCACGACUCUGACCCUCGCUAUGCCGACCCUGAGGUCAAAGCGCGGGUCGCCAUGCUGUACCUGCCGCUGAUUGGCAUCGUCAUGGAAGCACUGCCUCAACUCCACGACUUCACAGAGUCCCAUAACCAGUGGGGGCGUCCCGGAGGUCCCCAGGGGGCAGCAGUGAGCAGCACUGGUGAAGAGGCAGAGAGUGAAGCUAACAUAAUUAGCCAAACUGUUGCCAUGGCGAUAGCAGGCACCUCCACAGCGUCGCCCAUGUCCCGACCGAGCAGCUUCAUGCUCAACUCCCAGACUCCUCGUCAACACGGGAGCUUUUGGGCUGAGUCCAGUCGCAGCCUCCUGAUCUGUCUGCUUUGGGUGCUCAAAAACGCAGAUGAACUGGUUCUACAGAAGUGGUUCACGGACUUGUCUGUGACUCAGCUCAGCCGCCUCUUGGACCUGCUGUACCUCUGCGUGUCCUGCUUCGAAUACAAGGGGAAGAAGGCCUUUGAGCGAAUGAACAGUCUCACCUUCAAGAAAUCCAAAGACAUGAAGGCCAAACUGGAGGAAGCCAUUUUGGGAAGCAUUGGGGCCAGGCAGGAGAUGGUGCGCCGCAGCCGUGGUCAGCUAGAGCGGAGUCCUUCGGGCAGUGCUUUUGGGAGUCAGGAGAACCUGCGCUGGAGAAAAGAUAUGACCCACUGGAGACAGAACAGUGAGAAGCUGGACAAGAGUCACAGAUCAGUCAGGACCAGAGCAGAGCUGGAGCAUGAAGCUCUUAUCGACGGGAACCUUGCGACGGAGGCCAACCUGAUUAUUCUGGACACGUUGGAAAUCAUUGUACAGACUGUGUCUGUGACUGAAUCCAAAGAGAGCAUCCUGGGAGGAGUCCUGAAGGUGCUGCUACACAGUAUGGCCUGUAAUCAGAGCGCCCUCUACCUGCAGCACUGCUUCGCUACACAAAGAGCUCUUGUGUCUAAGUUUCCAGAGCUGCUUUUCGAGGAGGAGACGGAGCAGUGUGCAGACCUGUGUUUACGGUUGCUAAGAAGCUGCAGCAGUAGCAUCAGCACCAUCCGAUCUCACGCCAGCGCGUCUCUCUACCUCCUCAUGAGGCAGAACUUUGAGAUCGGAAACAACUUUGCUCGGGUGAAGAUGCAGGUGACCAUGUCCCUCUCAUCACUGGUGGGAACGUCUCAAAAUUUCAAUGAGGAAUUUUUACGUCGCUCCUUAAAAACUAUCCUCACGUACGCAGAAGAAGACCUGGAGCUGAGAGAGACGACAUUCCCAGACCAGGUUCAGGACCUUGUGUUUAAUCUGCACAUGAUCCUGUCGGACACAGUGAAGAUGAAAGAGCAUCAGGAGGAUCCAGAGAUGCUGAUCGACCUGAUGUACAGAAUUGCUAAGGGUUACCAAACGUCCCCAGACCUGCGGCUCACGUGGCUUCAGAACAUGGCUGGGAAACACUCUGAGAGGAACAACCACGCAGAGGCAGCACAAUGUCUGGUCCACAGCGCCGCCCUGGUGGCAGAAUACCUCAGCAUGUUGGAGGAUCGUAAAUAUCUCCCUGUGGGUUGUGUCACGUUCCAGAAUAUUUCCUCAAACGUGCUUGAGGAGUCUGCAGUUUCUGACGACGUCGUGUCUCCUGACGAGGAGGGCAUUUGUUCCGGAAAAUACUUCACAGAAAUCGGUUUGGUUGGACUUCUGGAGCAGGCUGCUGCCUCCUUCUCCAUGGCGGGCAUGUACGAGGCAGUAAAUGAAGUUUAUAAGGUACUCAUCCCAAUCCACGAGGCUAACCGGGACGCGAAGAAGCUAGCCACGAUUCAUGGUAAACUGCAGGAAGCGUUUGGGAAAAUUGUUCAUCAGAGUACUGGCUGGGAGAGGAUGUUUGGGACUUAUUUCCGAGUUGGAUUUUACGGCUCAAAAUUCGGAGACUUGGACGAGCAGGAGUUUGUUUACAAAGAGCCGGCCAUCACCAAACUGGCAGAAAUCUCACACAGGCUCGAGGGUUUCUAUGGGGAGCGAUUUGGAGAAGACCAGGUAGAAGUCAUUAAAGACUCCAACCCAGUGGACAAGUGUAAACUGGACCCUAAUAAAGCUUUCAUCCAGAUCACGUAUGUGGAGCCGUACUUCGACACGUACGAAAUGAAGGACCGCAUCACGUACUUCGAUAAAAACUACAACCUACGGCGCUUCGUGUACUGCACGCCGUUCACGCUGGAUGGACGCGCUCACGGAGACCUGCACGAGCAAUACAAACGCAAAACCAUCCUGACCACAUCCCACGCCUUCCCCUACAUCAAGACACGCAUCAACAUCAUCCACAAAGAGGAGAUCAUUUCCACUCCCAUUGAAGUGGCCAUUGAGGACAUGCAGAAGAAGACACAGGAGCUGGCCUUUGCUACUCACCAGGACCCUGCUGACGCCAAGAUGCUCCAGAUGGUUCUACAGGGAUCAGUGGGCACCACAGUCAACCAGGGUCCUUUAGAAGUAGCACAGGUUUUCCUGUCAGAGAUCCCCAGUGACCCCAAACUGUACAGACACCACAACAAACUACGGCUCUGCUUCAAAGACUUCACCAAGAGGUGUGAGGACGCCCUGAGGAAGAACAAGAGUCUGAUCGGGCCGGACCAGAAAGAGUACCAGAGGGAGCUAGAGAGGAACUACCACCGCCUGAAGGAGGCGCUACAACCUCUCAUCAACAGGAAGAUCCCACAGCUUUACAAACCUGUACUGCAGGUCAACACACACAGAGAUUCCUUCAGCCGUCUGAGUCUCCGUAAACUUGACAUUUGAGGAGGAAGAGGGUGAACAUGAGACACAUUGCAAUAUUAAUUUAUUUGAGUGUAAAUAUGUUUUUUUUUUUCUUUUUUUUAAGUUGGUCUCUAGUAUCUGAGUUUGGUACGUCAUUCCAGUGUCUCGACUGUUAAACAAUCAGAGGCUUGAACAAACGGAUUUUUUACAUGUUAUAAAAAGUUUUCUUGACGUUUUAUUUAAAGGUGUACUAUGCAACUGGGGAUAUUACUGCUUUACCUGUAAGUAAUGUUCCACAGUAGGGCAUUAAACUUAUCUUCUAUAGAAACCCGGUUCGCCUACAACAGUGUCAGAUCAGUCUGGAAAACCCCACUCGGAGAACGCUUGCAUGUUUAUCAAAGUCUUUCUGAGCAAUAAAAUGCAAAAUAAAUCUGUUUAAUGCCAUACCGCGAGACAUUUAAAGCAAGAACGUCUCCAUGGGGACCGGCACAUGUCUCACCCCAACCGGAAAAGUUACAUAGUGCACCUUUACAACUAGAGAUAGACCGAUAUAUCUAUUGGCUGAGGUACUGGGCCAAUAUUGGGGCUUUUGGCUUUACAUCUCCAGCUUAGGUCGUUUUAUUUGUUUUGGUCGAUCUGCUGCAUAAAACAUCCACACACAAAGUUUUAUACUGACACUUUAAGAUGAAGAGACGCUGCACGAAACAUAAACUCACAGCUCUAUGACUGACUUUAUUCAGCUCUGCCCACUUUUUUCAUAAGUACUUCCAUUUAAGUAGGAAUUCCAGUCCUUUCCAUGAAGACCAUAUUUUGCAGACUAUAAGUCGCAUUUUUUGGAGAAUUUCUCCAAAAUCUGAAAAAAGAUUUACAAAAUCUGAGACCAAGAGCAGACAUUUUAUCUUUAAACGCAAGUUAUAAUAACAAAAAAAUAGAGAACAACAGGCUGAAUAUCAUUACAGCACGAUAAUGUAACAUUUAUAUUUAUUCAGUUACAUGAAGCACAGACAGAACUGAACACGUGUCUGGUCUGUUAAUGUAAGAUAUUAACAGUUAAUCAGAUAAAUAAAGCAUAAAAAACAAGCUAACAAGUUUAUUCUGGAUCUCACUCCAAAUCACUAAAUCCAUUGAAUUCUUCAUCCUCUGUGUCGCUUCUGAACAACUCCACCAACUCCAGAGGAAGAUGAAGAGCAGCUUCCUCUUCUGUGUGACUGUCACACUGGUACAAGCCUAGAUUGUCCUCGCACAGUUGUCUGUGACGAUAAUGAAGAGGUGGAAUUAUAUAUUUUAAUAAUUUCACAUAUAAGUCACAUCUAAGUAUAAGUCACACCCCCGAACAAACUGAAAAAAGUGACACUUAUAGUCUGGAAAAUAUGAUAGGUUGAUUUGUGUCAUAUGUUUAAUGUUUAUGUGCAACAAAUCAACACAGAACCGAUUCUCUGGAAGCUUCAAAACGGCUCUGUCCCUGUAGAACUUAUUUGUGUCAAAAUUGUCAGCCCCAAUGUAAAAUAAUACAAUAGAAUAGGUUUCUGUAAAAAAAACAAAGGGGCUGAGGGUGAGUUUGUAGUAAAUCGGUGCAUUUUAACUGCAGAAAAAGCCCAAAAUAUCGACAGAGCUUAUGGGCCACGUGUUGCUAUGGAUUUGGUAUCGGUAUCGGCCACGGAAAACCCCAUAUCGGUUGAUCUCUACUUUAAACCAGUGUAUUUUCUCUGAUUGUUGCUACUUCAACAACUGCUGCCUUGAAGAGUGACUGAAUGCAGAACCAGAUAUUUCUUUAUCAGCUCAUGAAAGUGCCAAAACUGUUUUUCUCGCCAAAUGUUUCUGAAUGAGGAACUAUUGUAAAAAAUCAAGGUGUCUUCUGAAGUUUCCAUUGUACGAAGUGUCAAACUUAUUUCAUGUGUGACUUUUACAGUGUAGCAAAGCGUUUUUAGACUUGAAAGAUGAUGUAAACGAUUAUGUAAACGAGACGGUAAGGAAAAAAACAUGCAAAAACGUGUUCUGUUAUUUAUC